CGCUGAUUGGUCGCCAAACCGUCUCUCGCUCUCUUCUCGUUGGUUACCGUUUGGUGAUCACAGAAACACGUCCAAAAAAAAAACAACAAAAAAACAAAAAAGCAAGCAGCGCCGCCGUGACGGAGCCGUGCUCUUGAGUCCCGCGGGUCGUGCCAGACAGGACGGGGGCGUGGUGGUGGUGGUCCAGCCGUGGAAGUAGAUGGAGGUGUAGAGAAGCGUAAACGUACAUUUAAGACGGCUUUUUACAUUUCAACGAACAUAAGUUUUGGAUUCUUUUAAGUCUUUUUUUCCCCUGUCUCAACGUUUCCAAUGAAUUGUACCAGGCUCCAGCAUCGCCAUGACCCUGAAAACAGGAUAAACGGUUGGGAUAAUGGAUGGAUGGCUCAUUUGGAUAAAGUUGUGAUCGAAAGCGGAGCACAGACCCAUUUUUCCUCCUGUGGAGACCAGUUGGCAAUGAUGCUGCAAUACUACAGUCUGGCUUUGUGAUCGACCAAUAAGCAGGCAGCCAGCCAAACAGCCAGUAAAACAUUUGGCUGUUUUAUUGACUAAAAAGCUGUUUCACCUGCAUCCAGAAAUAUUGCACACCCUUAAGACAGGACUGACCAGUAGAAGACAGGGUUCUCCACAUAUUGAACCCUCGUCCAGGGAUUCCAUCUCCAAUCAUGCCUGUUGACAUGGCGAUGAGAAUCUGCCUAGCCAGCUCUCCACCUCUACGCUCCUUCCUCGGAAACUAUGACAACUGCUGUCCCUCCUCGACGGCUGCCCUGUUACCACGAUGUGAACCGCUGCGCCCCUGCCUCAGCUCCAAACACUGCAGUGAGACCUCCUGCUUAACAGAGGGCACCAGCACAACCAUGGCGCUUUCUAGCAAUGGUUGGGCAAGGAAGACUAAGAAGGUGGUUUUUGCUGACUCAAAAGGCAUGGCUCUGACAGAUAUCCAUGUUUUUAAAGAGACUGAGGAAGAUCCACUCGCCGAGCUGCAAUUCCAUUUGACAGACUUAGAGGGCGCCACAGCCAGGAUCAGGCUAGAAGAGGAGGAAGGCCCCGAGGACCACAGUCCCUGUCUGGUUCUGGACUUUCCCCAGCCGGCUUCAGACUACCUGGAGCUCAGGAACCGGCUUAAAGCCCAGCAGGUCUGCUUGGAGAACUGCUCUGUCCAGGAGCGCUCACUUUCUGGAACUGUCAAGGUCCAAAACAUCAGCUUUGAGAAAUCUGUUGCAGUCCGCAUCACCUUCAACUCAUGGCUCUCCUUCGAGGAUGUUCCGUGUAUCUAUCUGAACAACGUGUACAGCUGUCCUGAGACUGACACCUUCGCCUUCAGCAUCUCCUUCCCUGAGGUUUUGGAGCCCUCAGAACGGGUGGAGUUCUGUAUUCAGUACCAGGCAAAGAACCAGAUCUUCUGGGACAACAACAAUGGGAAAAACUACUGCCUAGUACCAGCCAACAGCAACCAGACUGGGACAGCCACUGGGACCGUGACACUUGAGAUCCAGAGAGACAGUGGCAGAGAGAGGAAGGUGGACAUGGAGUUUGAUCGGUUUGGAAGCCCCAGAACAUCUGCUGGGAUCUUCCCGGAGUGGCAGAGCUGGGGCCGCUUAGAGAGCAGCACCCCCUACUGGUAAGGCUGUCACAUGACAUAUCUUCUGCUCCAUUGCUGUAUUUGUUUCCCUAAAAGAAACGACUUCUAACCAAACCAGGAUUUAAAUUCACACCACCUUCGUAUGAACAACAUCAGCAGUUGGGGGACAUACUACAGCCUUCUUUGCUUCCCUAAAAUGAAUAUAUCUCGUCCUUAUUAGAAGCUAGGACAUCACGCGGAGAUGAAGGUUAAUCAAGCGAGAAAGCUUGAUAGAUUCAACUGUAAAUCAGGUUUUACCCAGAAGAACGUUGCCGACUUCAGAAUCCUAAAUGGAAAAACUCUUUAAGACCUCACGGGAGUUUCAGAAAGAUUUAUAAAUCCUUUUUAGAACGGUGUUCUCUAGCCCUGCUCCUGGACAGCUACCGACCAGUCACUUUCACUCCGACCCCAAUUUAACACUGGCGCGAAAAUCGACACAACCGUAUCUCUCCAGGUAAAGGGUUGGAGACCACUGUUUUAAAGAAUGCCAAGAACUGUAAAUCUGUUCAAGAUCUCAUACGGCUCUAUGAAGGCUUUGUAAGGUUUAGCAAAAGGAUUUCACAGCACAUGGCUUAAGCUUUACAAUGCUUCACCAGAGCAUCAUGGCAACCUGCGAACAAUGUUUAAGGGGAUUGGGCUGUAAGGGUGUGUCAUAGACAGUGGGCCUUCACCUAGCUCUUCCCUGAAUACCCCCCACUCAGCCAACUCCCACCCCACCCUCCCCACCGCCAGGACAAAUGGAAUGAUGAAGAGCUGUUCAGCCUUCACAGCAUCAAGUUGAAGGUGUGCUAUGUGGUGCUCAGCUCUUCAACAUGGAGAAUCCCAUCAGCCUGGAACACUUUCCAUACAUACAGUCAACAUACCUGCAACCAGCCUGUUAAACCCUAAGGGCAUGUUCCAUUAGAUAAAACAAACUAGACUUGAUUUGUUUAGACUAGAAUUAAGACCUCUAACUUUCUGCUGUGUUUUAGAAAUGGAAAAUAUUUUUACAGAUAUUUAAUGUGUUGAUCGUUUAAUGAUGUAUAAACCUUGAUGCCUUCUUCAGUGUUUUGGACAGGCGCACAGCUCGCAGUUCACUUUGAAUUCAGUCCACCCAGGAAGUCAGUUCUUUUUCCAAAACUAAUACUGAAAAUUAAGCCUGGCAAAAGAAAUAUUUAAAAUAAUGGAAAAUAUCACAUAGGCAUUACAUAAAUAUUUGUACCUGUAGUCAUGCUUUAAGUAAACAAAUUUCACUCUGUCUGUGAGUGAAUUGACUGAAUUGAAAGUGAAUUUGCUGCAACUUUUCUCUCUUUGGGUGAGAACCGUCAGCAUCAGCGCUGCGGAGCUGAUCUCAGUUCAGACAUUAAGUAGACAGAACUUGCACUUUAGUUUUAUUCCCAAAGUAUUCCAAAAUCUACCACUGCAAAGUGGAUGAAAUAUAAACUAUUCAGGGAUGGAGAAUACAUUGUUUCCAUUCAGUCCUCUUCAUUUUUAAAAAUGCUUGACUGAGUAUGUAUGUGUAUAGUAUGAGCGGGAUUAUGGCAUUGACCAAGAACACAAAGAAGAUGGAAUUGGAUGGGGUUCCUUAUUAUCUUUCGGUUCGUAAAGGAAGUACAUAGUGUUUCAAGUAGUAUAACUGACUUCUCAGGUUGGGGCAGAUGUUAUAUGCUCUUGGUAAAGUGUGUUUAAACUACUGCAGUACAACUUGGAAUUCGUUACCAGUAGCCAGUUCAGUUCUGUUGGUGUCCCGCAUUGCUGCACUGAAAUGCUAAUUGAAGGACCAGAGGGCAGACAUUUUGAUUGCUGCCAGGCAAUUUUGGGUCCACAGAUGGGUAAAAAUAAAUCGCAAGAGCUCCACAAGUAGGUGUCUUUCAUGGCCACCAUCGCCUUUUACUGAUGCUCUUGUCCUCAGUUUAUAACAGGCCUUUGCAUAUGUCAAAGACUUUACAGUUCUGUAGCAACAUUUCCAUGCAUGAGUCAGUGAAAAAAUGACAACGCUAAUACAACAUAUCAAGCUAUUGAUUCUUAUUGAUCUUGUUAUUGAGGGAAAAAAAAUUAUUUAAUUUCCUUGUCGUCCAUAGACCAAAAGUGAAUUUUAUUAGGAUUGACAUUCAAGCACAGUUAACAUCUGCUAUGCAGUCUCUUUAAGGAAAUGAAGCAGAAGCUUUUGUGCUCCAUGUCAAAGCUUAAGUAAAUUCAUAUUCCCAUAAUCUCUACCUGUUUUCUGUUAUGUCAAUCUUUAUCUUGUGUGUUUGUUUUUGUUUUUUUGUUUUUUGGAGAAUUUUGCGACUGAAACUACUCAAAAUGUUUCGAUCCCCUGGUUAAAACAGAGGUCAUGUCCAAUGUCACAUGACUUCUCCAAGUAUUUAAUGGUGCAAACCUGAAAAUUAAGGAGUCAGAUAAAGAAAUUAAGCAAUUGUCUUUAAUCCUGCUGUGCUGCCUCUGGCUUGGCAAGUGUUUAUCGUCAGGCAAAUAUUGAUGUAUAUAUCUGGGUGUGUUUGGAUAGGCUGAUCUGAGGAGGAAUGAGUGUUAAGGUUAAAGAGUGACAGCUUCAUUUUGGAGUGAGCUGACCUUGAUGCUACUUUGACAGUGCUGGAAGAAUAGUAAAAGAAAUGUAAAAGAGAAAUAGCAAUGUUUAAUUCUUUUUAGCAUGUGGAUAACACCACCCACUGUUUUUUUUUCUUUUUGUAAAAAUGCAAAAAGUGUCUAACCAUGUUAUUUGUGUUUGUAUGGUGAAAGGAAACCUCAGUGAUUUCUUUCAAAGAUUUUCUUGAGCAGUCAAGGUGAUGUUGUGUAAUGAUCAUUUUUACUGCCCUCUUGGAAAACCUGUGAAGGCCUGAGACACACACCUAAAAACAAGUGCACUUUUUUUGUUCGUUUUUCUUGCUGUAUUAGCUUAGGAAGCCUUCACUUAACAUAAAAACACUUCCAGUGCUAUCACCCAAGCUCUUUUAGUUACUUCUACAGCGGGUCUGUGUGUGUGUGUGUGUGUGUGUGUGUGGGUGCGUGUGUGUGUGCGCGCAUGCAUGUGUGUAUGUGAGUUUCCUCCUGUGCAGCACACGGGAGAAGAGCCAUAUAUAGAGUUUGGUCAGGUUUGGACUAUAAUAGGCGAGCAACAUUCUUACAGGGUGACUGAAAUAAAGAAAGCUAUUGUGAUAGGUUUCUUAACGGAAAGGGGUCAGUAAGUCUAGGAGAUUAGAGGGAAAUGAAAUGUGAAUGUGUAUUAAAGGGAAUCCAAAACCUUUAAAAAUGGAAAUGUUGCAAACCUUAAACUAACGGGUGGUGCUUUUUACAGCUAUCUAAACGAGCCGUAACAGGAUGUCGAUGUGCAGGAAAUCUACUGUAAACUUCUGCAUAUUUGUAGAGAAGUCUGACUGAAUGAUGGAAAACCACCAGUGAAACGGUGUCCUUGUUUAUUUCCAUCACAGUGCAAAGGUCCAACAUCGUGGGAAACCCGAAGCCACUUGACCACAGCCACACUAGUCAGGUUAGCCUGGGCUAACAACACAGGGACACAUCCCUCUGUUGACAGCAAGAAAUAAAUGGCCCAACGCUGACUAGCUCGGCCCGGCUUUGUGGUGGAAAUUGCGCUGACCUGGUUGGCUAGCUACUGUGCUGUGUUAGCCGUUGUACCCUAGCAACACUGAAAAGCGAUGUAAUGAUGUUCUACUGAAAUAUGGAAUUUUGUAAACGGGAAGUUGAAUAUCAGGUGACUAUAUGUCAAAAAAGAUGGACAAAAAAGGCAAAUAGUUUGAAUAUUUUUGUACUGUGAGGGAAUUUCUAUUUUUUGUCAGUUGGACUGUUCCUUUAUGUUUCCUUUCUGAAUAAAAGUAAUAUUUUAAGCCUCA
This is a messenger RNA of Lampris incognitus (smalleye Pacific opah), 5445 nucleotides long. RefSeq names its product protein phosphatase 1, regulatory subunit 3Cb (gene ppp1r3cb). The coding region runs from base 663 to 1622 and encodes 319 amino acids. Lineage: Eukaryota; Metazoa; Chordata; Actinopteri; Lampriformes; Lampridae. Gene Ontology annotation, cellular component: protein phosphatase type 1 complex. Gene Ontology annotation, molecular function: protein phosphatase 1 binding; glycogen binding. Gene Ontology annotation, biological process: regulation of glycogen biosynthetic process. The record is from RefSeq and is a predicted model, not a curated record. The transcript has 4 exons.